CUCGUCCGAAACAACUCAGGAUAGAAUCAAACUCUUUGUACAACUGAUAUGCUCUCUGAGAUGUGGUUAAAUGGAUUAUUCAUCAGUCUUAACAUGGCCGACAGGCUAAUGUUCAUAGAUCUGGGCUUCAUACGAUGAUUGUCCCACAGCGACUUCUAGAAAACCAACCCAACUUAAGCAGCUUUCAAUUCCUUACCAUGACUACACAUACUCAUCAACAACAUGGAUCCUUCAACACCGACACCAAAAUCCAUAUUGCGCGGACACAAAUCUCAAGUUCACACGGCAGCAUUUAUUAGAUCCAAUGAGCGCCUCAUUACUGGCGAUGCGGAUGGCUUCGUGGUGCUAUGGGACCUCACAAUAAUGCGCCCACGAGCCGUUUGGCGCCCUCACGAAAAGGCUCUAUUGGGUGUUGGCGGCUGGGGUGACGACAAAAUCAUCACGUAAUUGCUCUCUUUAAAAUCAGUAAUGACUGGGAAAUGGAUUUACUGACAACAGUUUGCAGGCAUGGUCGUGAUUUAAAGCUCAUAGUGUGGAAACUUGGCGAGGCAGAUGAGGAGCAUCUCAGCACAGCAUUGCCAGUGGAAGAAGUGGCAACACCAAGACCGCAACCAUGGAUGCUACAUCUCCUUGAGGUCAAUACCUUGAAUUUCUGUGCUUUCGCCAUUUGUUCAAGUGCGCCUGGCUCCGUCGCUACCGCCUCUGAGGUGCUGAUCGCGGUGCCUAAUACUUUGCACUCAGACGCUAUCGACAUCUACCAAUUGCCUUCACAAAGACGGAUUCAUACAAUCAAAGCUGGUGAUAAAACGGGCAUGGCCAUGUGCCUUGCUCUCCUGCAUCACAAAGACGCUCUCACGCUCAUUGCUGCCUUUGAGAAUGGUUACGCAACUGUGCACCGUCUUGAGUCCGACGACCAAUGGGUCACAGCGUACCAUUCCCAGGCCCAUUCACAACCUGUCCUGUCGCUGAGCGUCUAUAACGACUUUUUCAUCACGUCCAGCGCCGACUCUAUCAUCGCCAAACAUCCCAUUCCUACCGAUCUGUUCUUUCCUCUGCACGACACUGUACCUCCUGGAAGCACCAAGCGUGUAGUAGAGAUAGUAGACGAAGAAUCUAAGGGAAAGUCACUUCUAUCUGCUGGCCUGACGUCUUCAUCGUCACAGGGGCUGAAGCCUCCCCGUAAGGGCGUUGCGUGGAAAGAUCCGCUCAAAGCUAUCAACACCAAGCACUCCGGACAACAGAGUCUAGACAUACGAUCCGAUGGAAGAAUCUUUGCUACUGCAGGAUGGGAUUCUAAAGUGCGAGUGUACUCUACAAAAACCAUGAAAGAGCUCGCUGUGUUAAAGUGGCAUCAAGUCGGAUGCUACGCCGUUACAUUCGCUGAUGUUAGGAUAUCGGAUCAAACGGAGGAAGAAAACUCUACGUCUAACGAUAACAAAGCCACGGGGAGUUCAAACACGCCGACGGGCUCGUUGAUCCGAACAGGGCUCAGCGUCAAAGAGCAACGGAUAGCUAUAGCGAGAAAAACACAUUGGAUCGCAGUAGGUGCGAAAGACGGCAAGAUUAGCUUAUGGGAUAUUUAUUAGCUAUGUAAACCAGAUCUUGCAGUGGAUACCGCUUCGCUAGAUGGAUUCAUAGCAAAUUCCGUCCUGCUCUGUGAAGCGGGAAGGGAGCAUCUCUUGACGAGAUGUGAUCGAAAUGGGCCAACCUGACUUUCAAAUAAACGUGCAAAAGCAAAAGUAACAACGCUGAUAACUUGGAUCCAAAAUACGGUCAGUUCAUGGUAUCGUCAAACGUCUAAUUGCGCCGUCAGCAUUGUAUAUCCUGGCAUAAGCCAUAGAUGCACUCACGAUCAUACUCCCAACAUCCUCUGUCCGCGUGCCGCACUUGUCUGUGACUGACAUAAGCGAGAACCGUACACUUGAAAUAUUUUAUGGACGAGAGCCCACCAUCAUUAGACGAGUCGCCGACUUGUUUCCAUUUGACAACUCGGACCAUAUCCUGAUCACCCACGCGGUAACGAGCGCAUCGCGAAGUUCCUGGGUCAUCUCUGCUGUAACGAAUAGACUUAUAUGGCCUUGUUCAUCCUGGAUUUCUCUCGCUAUUAUGUCGCUGUAGCAGUCUCUCCACUCGUAUGCGACGCCUUUACUCCGCGAUUCGCAAGCUUCGUACAGUACACCAUCAGCUCGAAACUUACGACCUGGCCCUCUCACCAUCCGCUCGAACCGAAAGCCUUUGAGCUGUCGCAGAAUAUUACCGGAGCGAAAACAUGACACCCCAAAGCUUGUCAGCGCUCGUUGUGAGGUAGCUUCGGCAUGGUACGGAAAAGACGGGAACUCGGCAGCAGUGGGAUGCUUGAGAUCGAAUAGGUGCCGGUUUUUUAGCACGACCUGGGGCAGACCGGCGGAUGUCUUUGUAACGGGAUCUAUGCGCUCGACUUUGACAUUGCGAUCGUUAUCGUGGAGGUAGCUGAUGUCGUGGGAGAAUUCGUAGAGUGGAGGGUCUUGGGGGUCGGUCGAGUAGAUGAAGCGUCCUGCGAUGAAGAGCGUUGCAGGGCCGAGAAUUGAAUCUUUAGGGCGGGUUAUAGUGGUGGGGGUUGUGUAGUUGGGAGCAGCAGUGGUAUCGUAGGAGGGCAACUCCAAGUCGGAAUAGUUGGGUGGAGGCAGAGCCGACAUUUUUGGAUAUUGUGAUGAUCGAUAACGGAUGAUAGAUUGAUUAGGACUAAAUUCAAUGAAAUAAAUAGGGAACUAAAUAAUGCAGCUGUCGCGUGCAGUCAGUCACUGUAUACAGGGCUUCUAAAGCUGCUAUGACGUGUAUCACUACUAGGGGCGGCAACGACGGGCAAAGCCAUACUGUAGCCUCACAAGCGGAGAUCAGUGGGCUCAUAACUAAGACUUCGCCUCAAAUCAGUUUCACAAGGCUCAAUAACAGCGUACUUUAGCGCAAUAUUGACUGGUCAUUGGUGCAUCCUGGUAUUUGUAAUAAUCCUUCAUAAAUACGACGAUAAUACGCCCAAACUCCUAUUCCACAGACCCCUGUCAUAUGCUCAGAGUUUCACACACUUUUCAGCUUACAGACGAGAACCAAGGUUGACGUGUACGGACUUUGUGUUGCUGUACGCCUCGAGGCCAGCCUCACCGAGCUCACGACCGAUACCGCUCUGCUUGACACCACCGAAGGGGAUGUAGGGUUCGCUGUCUUGUGUGCUGUUAAUCCAGACCAUACCGGCCUCGAUCUCAGCAGCGACGCGGUGCGCGCGCUCGACGUCCUUGGUGAAGACAGCUGCGCCAAGACCGUAUGUAGAGUCGUUGGCGAGCUUGAGAGCCUCCUCUUCGCUGCUGAACUUGGUGAUGACAACGACAGGGCCGAAAAUCUCCUCGCGGAAGACUCGCAUUUGGUGGUGCACGUCGCCGAAGACGGUGGGCUGGACGAAGAAGCCCUUCUUGGAGGCAUCGACAGGCUGGCCACCAGCGAGCAGAGUAGCGCCUUCAGACUUUCCAAUCUUUAUAUACUCAAGAAUACGGUCGUACUGCUGUCGAGAGACUUGGGGACCCUGAUAGGUCUCGGAAUCCCAUUGGUGGCCGACCUUGCUGACAGUCUUGGUGGUCUCGAUGAAUCUCUGGACAAAUUCGUCGUAGACCUUGUCCUGAACCAACAGGCGAGAAGUGGCUGUGCAGAUCUGGCCCUGGUUGGACAUGAUGCCCAUGUGUGACCACUUGACAGCCUCAUCGAGGUCACAGUCGGAGAAGACCAAGAGAGGCGACUUGCCACCCGUCUCAAGGGUAAUGUUCUUGAGGGUCUUGGAGGCCAUCUCCAUGAUCUUAGCACCCGUAGCAGUUGAGCCAGUGAAGGCAACCUUCUCAACAAGAGGGUGCUGGACCAGGGGAGGACCGGCCUCGCCACCAUAACCGUUGAGAGCGUUGAAAACACCAGGAGGGAAUCCGACGUCCUUGAAAGCCUGACCGAGGAGAAGGAUGCUUAGUGGUGUUUGCUCAGCGGCCUUCAUAACGAUGGUGUUACCGCAUGCUAGCGCAGGACCGAUCUUCCAGGCGGCCAUGGCGAGAGGGUAGUUCCAGGGGAUGAUCUGGGCGACUACACCGAGGGGUUGGCGGAGAGUGUAUGCGAGCUUGUUGGGGUUGGCGGUGAUGGUUUGUCCCGUGAUCUUGUCGGCCCAGCCGGCGUAGUAGCGGAUAGUGUUGAUGACCUCGACAACGUCGCCGCCCUCAGCAUCGGCGUAAAUCUUACCUGGCAUUGUGUCAGUGAUUCGUAAAUCAAGCGUUUGGUAGUGCUAUCUUACCAUUGUCCCAGGCCUCAGAGGU
Fusarium odoratissimum NRRL 54006 is the source of this 4319-nucleotide messenger RNA. RefSeq lists its product as uncharacterized. Bases 480 to 1586 code for a protein of 368 amino acids. Lineage: Eukaryota; Fungi; Ascomycota; Sordariomycetes; Hypocreales; Nectriaceae. The transcript is spliced from 2 exons. Gene Ontology annotation, molecular function: protein binding. The record is from RefSeq and is a predicted model, not a curated record.